AACCAUCACGACCACUACCCAGGCUUCCGAGCAUUCUACCCAAAGAAAUCAAACCACCUCCUCUUGAAGCAAAGCACUCGUAUGUUCCCUCAGCACAUAACAAGUCCCUGCACUCCAUAAUCAUGGCACCAGUAACACAGUCUGAAACUGACAUCAGAUUAUGGAAGAAUAAUCAAAGCAAAGCUAUCAUUCCAAGGAAUGGUGCUGCAUUCCAAUGUCUACCAGGCGUUACUCCACCUGUGAGGCAGCACCAUUCAGCUGAACACAGAUUAAUUCCCAGAUCCUCAUUGCCAGACAGCUCUUCAGAUCAAACAUCAUGGACAUCAGAUAGAUUUCAAGAUGCUUCCAGGACAUCAAAAGAACAGUUUUAUUUUGAUAUGCAGAGAAACAAACAUUCCCUCAGGUCUGAUCCGAAGGAUUUAGAAGGAAACAUAUGGUAUGUUGGUACCCAUAAUCGCCACGAAGCAGAGAAAGCUUUGAGAAUAUACAACAAGAACGGUGCCUUCCUGGUAAGGGACAGUUCCAAAGGAAACCCUGAUAAACCGUAUGUGCUGCUGGUGUACAACAACUAUAAAGUUUACAGCAUUCAGAUUCGCUACUUAGAGAGCAGCCGACAGUAUUCUUUGGGGAGUGGCCUCAGAGGAUAUGAUGUGUUUGAUUCGGUGCCACAUAUAAUAGACGUUCACAAAAGUAUUCCGCUGCGAUUAAUCGAUGGCAGGGAUCAAUCCGGAAGGCAAAUGGAACAUUGCGUGCUCACCGUUCCACUGAUGCUGCAUUGACGAAUUAAUACUGUCCCAUGAUUUUGUAUUUUAUCCUCGAAAUAUCUGUUGUAUAGCUAACUGUACUAAAAUAUUUUAAUGUAAAUAUAAACUGGUUUUCAUUGUAAUUGUUAACGUCAAAAUGAAUAACGUUUAGAUAUGAGACAAUUCAUUGUCUUAUAAGAAAGCCGAAAUGAUGCAGGAAAUAUUUGAAAGAGGAAAUUAGCUGUUAUUUUAUAUAAAAGUAAUUAACGUUCCUUUAUUUCUAUUACAAUCUUAUUUUACUUGCCAUAAGUUACCUUAUUAUUUUUGCCACUCCACAAAACAAAGAUUAGUCAAAUUAUUCCAUAUGGCACCGUCAUCAUUCCCCAUAUUAACGUCGUGUUUAAAUAUAAAAAUAAUAAACAGUUUAGAAUACGAAGGAAUGCAUUAUUUAAAACAUUAGGAUGAAGCUCCGCUCAGUAUGUGGGGCGUAUGGAAAUUAUUGCACAAUCCAUUUAGGCUGAAUAUUUUCAUAAUUAUAUUCCAAAUAUAGAGCUUCGAAAUUAUCAUGCUUGAUCUCAUCGGGGUGCGCUUACUUGCGACAUUCUGCGCUGACCCGCCCAAGUUCAAAUGAUACAACGGAAAUGGUGACUGUGCAUCGGGGCUUGCUACUUGGGAACCCGUUGGACAAACAUUGCAGUAAUUCCACGUACAGACCCUAAUAGAUGCACGUUUAACCCGUUGAAGUUUAACACGCAUAAAGGUUGUAUUGUAAGGUAAAGUAUCGUUUAUUGUCAUUCAGACAUAGAAACAUAGAAAAUAAGUGCAGGAGUAGGCCAUUCGGCUCUUCGAGCCUGCACCGCCAUUCAAUAUGAUCAUGGCUGUUCAUCCAACUCAGUAUCCUGUUCCUGCCUUCUCUCCAUACCCCCUGAUCCCUUUAGCCCCAAGGGCCCAUCUAACUCCCUCUUAAAUAUAGCCAAUGAACUGGCUUCAACUACCUUCUGUGGCAGAGAAUUCCACAGAUUCACCACUCUCUGUGUGAAAAGUGUUUUUCUCAUCUCGGUCUUAAAAGAUUUCCCCCUUAUCCUUAAACUGUGACCCCUUGUUCUGGACUUCCCUAACAUCGGGGACAAUUUUCCUGCAUCUAGCCUGUCCAACCCCUUAAGAAUUGUGUAGGUUUCUAUAAGAUUCCCCCUCAAUCUUCUAAAUUCUAGCGAGUACAAGCUAAGUCUAUCCAGUCUUUCUUCAUAUGAAAGUCCUGACAUCCCAGGAAUCAGUCUGGUGAACCUCCUCCUCUGUACACCUUCUAUGGCAAGCAUGCCUUUCCUCAGAUUUAGAGACCAAAACUGAACGCAAUACUCUAGGUGUGGUCUCACUGUACACCUGCAGUAGAACCUCCCUGCUCCUAUACUCAAACCAUUUUGCUAUGAAUGCUAACAUACCAUUCACUUUCUUCACUGCCUGCUGCAUCUGCAUGCCUACUUUCAAUGACUGGUGUACCAUGACACCCAGGUCUCGUUGCAUCUCCCCUUUUCCUAAUCGGCCACCAUUCAGAUAAUAGUCUACUUUCCUGUUUUUGCCACCAAAGUGGAUAACCUCACAUUUAUCCACAUUAUACUGCAUCUGCCAUGCAUUUUCCCACUCACCCAGCCUAUCCAAGUCACCUUGCAGCCUCCUCACAGCUCACACUGCCCCCCAGCUUUGUGUCAUCCGCAAACUUGGAGAUGUUGCAUUCAAUUCCCUCAUCCAAACCAUUAAUAUAUAUUGUAAAUAGCCGGGGUCCCAGCACUGAGCCUUGCGGCACCCCACUAGUCACUGCCUGCCAUUCUGAAAAGGACCCGUUUACUCCUACUUUGCUUCCUGUCUGUCAGCCAGUUCUCUAUCCAUUUCAGUCUGAACGAAAUUGUAUACCUUGCAGUCAUAACAUAGAAUAAAAUAACAAAACACACACUUAACCCAGUUUAACAUCCACCACAGAUAGGCUACCAGGCACCUCCUCACUGUGACUGAAAAGUCUUAAAGUCCUUGUCUCUUCCCUCCUUGUUCUCCCUCUGCGUUGAGGCGAUUCAGGCUACCGAUGUUGGGACCCCGCCGGGUGAA
Leucoraja erinaceus (little skate) is the source of this 2840-nucleotide messenger RNA. RefSeq names its product cytokine-dependent hematopoietic cell linker. Bases 123 to 779 code for a protein of 218 amino acids. The record is from RefSeq and is a predicted model, not a curated record. The transcript has 10 exons. Lineage: Eukaryota; Metazoa; Chordata; Chondrichthyes; Rajiformes; Rajidae. Gene Ontology annotation, biological process: intracellular signal transduction; cell surface receptor protein tyrosine kinase signaling pathway.